CUAACAAUAGCAAUGAUAUUUGGGUUACAAAAUUGAUUCUUUUCAAUACUAGAAUUUUUUAAAACAUUUUGUUAGAAUACCUUACUCAAGUUACAACGUAUACGUAAAAUUACUACUAAAAAAUUUUAACAUAUUAAUAAUGGAAGAUUUAUCAAAGGAACAAGUACAACAGCUCCAAAUGGCAUUCGAUGCGUUUGAUCAUCAAAAAAAAGGCAUCGUAAGCACUGACAUGAUUGGUACUAUGCUUGGAAUGUUAGGUCACGAAAUAAGAAGCAGUGUGCUUUCUGAAGUGAUCGCUGAAUUUGAUCCUCAUGGUAGGAAAGAAAUAAGAUUUGAUACAUUUUGUAAUUUAGCAGCUCGAUUUCUUGAAGAUGAUGCCGAUGCAGAAGCAGUACAAGCUGAACUUCGGGAGGCAUUCCGACUUUAUGAUAAAGAAGGAAAUGGUUAUAUAACUACCGAAGUUUUCCGAGAUAUUCUUCAUGAAUUAGACGACAAUUUAACUCCAGAGGAAUUAGAUAUGAUGAUUGAUGAAAUCGAUGCAGAUGGCUCUGGGACAUUAGAUUUCGAUGAAUUCAUGGAGGCCAUGACGAAGUAGAAAUUUUGGUUGUUUAGAGGUGUAUAUAUUUUCAUGAAGAAAAAUAAAAUAAAAAAAUAGAAAA
Trichogramma pretiosum is the source of this 659-nucleotide messenger RNA. Its product is annotated as troponin C-like. The coding region runs from base 140 to 595 and encodes 151 amino acids. Gene Ontology annotation, molecular function: calcium ion binding; enzyme regulator activity. Lineage: Eukaryota; Metazoa; Arthropoda; Insecta; Hymenoptera; Trichogrammatidae. The record is from RefSeq and is a predicted model, not a curated record. The transcript is spliced from 5 exons.